Molecule: messenger RNA, 960 nt
Organism: Fraxinus pennsylvanica
Lineage: Eukaryota; Viridiplantae; Streptophyta; Magnoliopsida; Lamiales; Oleaceae
Source: the annotation of a GenBank genome assembly
AUGUCCAUCUUCAUCUGCUACAAGUUCUUCUUUUUGUUCUUUCCACUGCUUGUAGUAGGAUUAGAUGAUUGUACAACAACCAGGUGCAGUAAAGGUGGCCCGACCAUUCGGUUUCCUUUCAGGAAUAAAUUUCUACAGCCAGAACAUUGUGGCUAUCCAGGUUUCGAUUUGUAUUGCGACAAGAGCAAGACUGUGCUCGAACUGCCUUUUUCAGUCAAGGUGGAAGUAAAGAAAAUUGAUUAUGCAUCUCAAGAAAUUCACCUACAUGGUCUUGAUGGAUGUCUUCCUCAAAAGCUUCUGUAUCUUAAUUUAUCAGCCUCCCCAUUCCAAUUCCUUGAAGAUGAUAGAUUGUCCAACUACGUCAUGUUCAAUUGUACUGCAGUGGAAAGAAAGAUAUACAAUAAUAUUCCUUGUCUUGGUGUCCCCGGCUACCAAGUAUACUGCAUUCCUUCCUAUUCACACUCAGACGACUAUGAUUUGACUUCAUGUAUCAAGAUUCGUGAAAUUUCAUCUGUUCUAUGGUAUACACUAGAUCAACACGAUCUCCAUCUGAAAUGGUCAGAACCAUAUUGUGGCAAAUGUGAAGCUCAAGGAAAUAUUUGCAGCUUAGACACCAAUAAAAGUAGAACUCAGUGUACCAACAAGCCCAAGACACAUAGAAGUGAACAAAGGGGAGAUUUGAUUAAUGCAGGAGCCACCUUAGGUGCUUUCCUUUCAGUGGGAUCACUAGUAGUAUUUUACUAUGUCUAUAGCUCCAGUAGAAUGAAGAAAAAGAAUCGGGCGACGAUCGAAAAGUUUUUGGAAGAUUACAGAGCUCUCAAGCCCACUAGAUUCUCUUAUGCAGAGAUCAGAAAUAUUACCAAUCAGAUUCAAAACGAAGAAAAGAGUGUUGCAAAACAAGGCAAAAAGUUUACUUGGGGGACAGAGGCUCUUCUUACAGCUACAAAGAAAACGACUUAG